Messenger RNA from Heterocephalus glaber (naked mole-rat), 2368 nucleotides. The record is from RefSeq and is a predicted model, not a curated record. Lineage: Eukaryota; Metazoa; Chordata; Mammalia; Rodentia; Bathyergidae.
GAGCGCGGCCGGCCUCGGCCUGGGGCAGCCCGGCGGGUUUUUCACUCGGCACGGCUAACGAAGGGCAGCCAGGGGCUGAAAUUGGGGUAUGCAGGGGACGGGAGGCAUUCAGGCAAAAAGGCAGGACAGAACUGGCCAGUGGAUCGAUAAACAGCCGAAGUGAAGAACUAGAGCCAGCCCUUGCGUCCUACCCCGGAAACAGUGACAAACUUUGAACAGAUUUUAGAUUUAUUUCAAAAAAGAGAGCUUGGCAGUAGGGGAGGAGGCGGGAGGAGUUGAGCAGAAGAGUUGUGCAGUUCGGGAGAUGGUGUUUGGGCUCCAGCGAGAGCGAGGAUGGCCGCAGGUGUGGCGGGAAGAGAACGUGUCAGGGAUGAUGACUGCGGUGUUUCUGGCAUGAGGAACUGGAGGCUGGAGGUGCCAUUUGUCAAACUGGACAGUGGAGGAGGAGCGAGUCGGGUUGGAGAUCCCCGAGGGGCAGCUGGGCUUCUGAGUGGAACUCCAAGGUGGGCUGAGUGGCGUCUUCCAGUCAUGGGCGUUUGGGUGGUGUUUCACACCAUCUCCCUCGGUUUGAUCAAGGUGCUCAGAUACUGGAGCCAGGUAUGGGAUUGUGAAGAGUUCCAGAGCCCGGGCUCAGCAUCCACUGCCGUGGAGCCUCUACCCUUGGGUGGGUUAUGAGCCAACCUGCGAAGUUGGGCCCAAAUUCCAAGGGCAGAGCACUGGGAUGGAUCUAUAGACCACGUUCCUGUGGGCUGUGUGUCCCCCUGGCUCAGGGAUUGUUUUCCUCCAGGUCCUCUUCACCAUGGCCAGGCGCCCCCGGAGCAGCAGGGCGUGGCAUUUUGUCCUCAGCGCAGCCCGGCGAGAUGCGGAUACCCGGGGUGUGGGUCUGGCAGGGACUCCUAAUUGGGGAUACGACUCUGAUGGGCAGCACAGUGACUCAGAUUCGGACCCAGAGUACUCAUCUCUGCCGCCAUCUAUCCCCAGCGCUGUGCCUGUGACCGGGGAGUCCUUCUGUGAUUGUGAGGGCCAGAGCGAGGCUGCCUUCUGUAGCAGUCUGCACAUGGCCCACCGUGGCAAGGACUGCAGCUGUGGAGAGGAGGAUGAGUAUUUUGACUGGGUCUGGGAUGACCUGAACAAGUCAUCGGCAACCCUGCUUAGCUGUGAUAACCGCAAGGUCAACUUCCAUAUGGAGUACAGCUGUGGUACUGCAGCUAUCCGAGGCACCAAGGAGCUGGGCGAUGGCCAACACUUUUGGGAGAUUAAGAUGACUUCACCUGUCUAUGGUACUGACAUGAUGGUGGGCAUUGGGACAUCAGAUGUGGACCUGGACAAGUAUCAGCACACGUUCUGCAGCCUGCUUGGCAGGGAUGAGGACAGCUGGGGCCUGUCCUACACAGGGCUUCUCCAUCACAAAGGUGACAAGACAAGUUUUUCCUCGCGGUUCGGCCAGGGCUCCAUCAUUGGUGUGCAUCUGGACACCUGGCACGGGACACUGACCUUCUUCAAGAACAGGAAGUGCAUAGGGGUGGCAGCUACCCGACUACAGAACAAGAAGUUCUACCCAAUGGUGUGCUCCACAGCAGCCAAGAGCAGCAUGAAGGUGAUCCGUUCUUGCGCCAGCAUGACCUCCUUGCAGUACCUGUGCUGCUACCGCCUGCGCCAGCUGCGACCAGACUCAGGGGACACCCUUGAGGGCUUGCCUCUGCCACCUGGCCUUAAACAGGCACUGCACAAUAAGCUGGGCUGGGUCCUCAACAUGAACUGCAGCCUCCACAAGCCUGCUGUGUCCUCACCCAGGGUGGUGGACCUGACCAGCCCCAACAGUCCAGAGACCAGGCCCUGCCAGAGAAAGCGCUGCCGACGGAGCUGACUUAUUUCUUGAAGACUGCCUUCUCAGCCUGUGACUGGCAUUCUCCAUCCCUGCCCUCCAGCUACCCAUCAGGCAGGAGAGAGGAAAGCUGGGCUGAAAUCUAUCUGGGGUUGUCUCAUCUCCCCCAGGGCCAGGACAGUCUUUGCACAGGAGGUCCAGGGCCCCAGGCUCUCAAGUCCACUUAGCUGCCUGUGCUGGGCAGGGUAGAAGCCAUACCUGUGCCCCCAGCAUCUCCCUCUUGAAUGCCCUGGGUGCAGCACCCUGAACACCUCUGGACCCAGACUGUGGGCCUGGAAGGCUGGGGUGGGCCAGGGUGCAGGCGUCUGCUGCCCCGGGGAAGAGAAAGGCUCGGGUGGAGCUCAGUUCAUUCUGUUCCUGCCGGACCUGGAUUUUUUCUUAGCUCGCUUUGCAUGUUAUCAGCUGCUGCUCCUGUCACAGAGACUUUAAUAACUGUAUCAAAUACUCAUACAGCUGUAAGAUUAAAGAGUCCACCUCAAGGCC